Trematomus bernacchii (emerald rockcod) is the source of this 1707-nucleotide messenger RNA. Its product is annotated as peroxisomal succinyl-coenzyme A thioesterase-like. Gene Ontology annotation, biological process: fatty acid metabolic process; acyl-CoA metabolic process. The record is from RefSeq and is a predicted model, not a curated record. NCBI's taxonomy places the organism in Eukaryota, Metazoa, Chordata, Actinopteri, Perciformes, Nototheniidae. The transcript is spliced from 12 exons. Gene Ontology annotation, molecular function: fatty acyl-CoA hydrolase activity. The coding region runs from base 305 to 1618 and encodes 437 amino acids.
UUAAGAACAGGCUGUCUUUGUAAAGUAAAGUUCACCGUUAUGUUCUGUACCAAAGAUCAAACACAAUGACAAGACGACACCUGGAAGCAGCUCCGAAGGUCAGUUUGCAGCCAAUCAUCGAGCCAUGCUGCGGGUCUGAAGCGACACCGUGUUGACUUUACAGUUACAUUUACGAUCAAACACACUGACAAGGCGACACCUGGAAGCAGCUCCAAAGGUCAGUUUGCAGCCAAUAAUCGAGCCAUGCUGCGGGUCUGAAGCGACACCGUGUUGACUUUACAGUUACAUUUACGCUCAGUUCAGAAUGAGCAUGAAGCCGCUUUGUGUGAAGCUGUCGGUCCAGCCGUCCAGAGGGCUUGUGGAUGAGAAGUUCACCGUCUUGGUACAGAACCUCCUCCCUGGGUUCCAGCUGACCGUCCACGCCCUCCACCAGUGUGAAGACGGACACAGCUGGGAGGCUUUUGCUCACUACACCACCGACGCCACCGGGACUGUGAACGUUUCACAGGAUCCCAGUCUGGACGGGACAUAUUCUGGGGUUGAACCGAUGGGUCUGCUAUGGAGCCUCAGACCAGUUCCAGGCAGCAAAUCAGGGCUCAGAAUGAGAAAGAUGAACGUCCAGACUCCCAUGGUGGUGACGAUCUCGGUGUACCAGGGUCACCAGAUGGAGGGCUUCUUGGAUCGAGUGUCGCUGGCCAGUGUGGUGGUAGAGCGAUGGUACAUGGCGCCUGGCGUUCGAAGAGUCCCGAUAACAGACGGCAAACUCACUGCGACCCUCUUCCUGCCCUCAGGAGCUGGUCCUUUCCCCGGACUCUUGGACCUUUGGGGGGGAGGAGGGAAGUUGGUGGAGUACCGGGCAGCGCUGCUGGCCUCCCACGGCAUCGCCUCGAUGGCCCUCGACUACCUCACACCUCAAAUCACUAAGGAAACUGGGAAAAUGGUGGACAAUGAUUACUUUGAGACGGCCUAUAGAGUUCUGAAGCAGCAUCCUCAGAUCCUCGGCAGCAGGAUCGCCAUGUUGGGUCUUUCCUUUGGCACCAGUGUCACUCUCAGAAUGGCUGUUUACUCCCAGGAUGUAAAGCUCAGCUGUGCAGUGUGUAUCAGUGGGAGUCAUGUGCAGCCGAUUGGUGGAAGUGUGGAACAAAUACUGGCUUACUUUAACGGAAACGCUGAUAAGACUCGCUUUGACGAGAAUAACCAAGUAAUCUGGAGAGAUUUGCUGCUGCCCAUCCCGACAGACCCCUCACUAAAAGUGGACAUGGGACGACUGCAGUGUCCUCUGCUGCUCGUUGUAGGUGAGGACGAUCAGAACUGGCCCGCCCACGAGUGUGCAAUGGACAUGAAAGAGAUGAUGGAGCGGGCGGGGAACAGCCACCUUCUGACUGUCCUCUCCUAUAAGAAUGCCGGUCACCUGAUCGAACCUCCAUUCAUGCCGUUCGCCCGAGCCAGCACCUUCAAAACGGUCGCGAACCCACCAACCAAGGUGAUGGCUCUGUGGGGCGGAGAGCUGGUGGCACAUUCUCGCGCUCAGGAAGACGCCUGGAGGAAGAUGCUGGUCUUUCUGAGGGAGAAUCUGUACGGCGGCAUGAAACAUGGUGCUUCAUUCUCCAACUUGUAACCAAGACCAUCCAUCCAUCUUCUCCUACUCAUCGGUGGUCGGGUCGCGGAGGUAGCAGUUCCAGCAGAGAGCCCCAAACUUACAGAAAA